Nothoprocta perdicaria is the source of this 2669-nucleotide messenger RNA. RefSeq names its product tsukushi, small leucine rich proteoglycan (gene TSKU). Bases 135 to 1193 code for a protein of 352 amino acids. NCBI's taxonomy places the organism in Eukaryota, Metazoa, Chordata, Aves, Tinamiformes, Tinamidae. Gene Ontology annotation, molecular function: protein binding. The record is from RefSeq and is a predicted model, not a curated record. The transcript has 3 exons.
GAGCAGCUCCUGUGGGCUCAUCCCAGCCGGCAGAGCCUGGAAUAGAUUCUGGAAGCAAGCACAUCUUGUGAGCCCCCAGCCCAGAAACGGCUGCCACCUCGGUGCACGCAGGAGCUGGGAGGAGAAGGUCAACAAUGCAGUUCUUAGCCUGGUUCAAUUUGCUGCUUCUCCUUCCUUGUUUUGGUACCACCAAAACCUGCUUCCCUGGGUGCCACUGUGAGGUGGAAAGCUUUGGCCUCUUUGACAGCUUUAGCUUGACCAAAGUGGACUGCAGUGGAAUUGGCUCACACAUUGUUCCUGUCCCCAUCCCUCUGGAUACCUCCUACUUGGAUCUUUCCUCGAACAAACUGGAAACUAUCAAUGAAUCAAUGCUUACUGGGCCUGGAUAUACCACCUUGGUGAGCCUUGACCUGAGUUACAACAACAUUGCUAAGAUUUCCUCCACAACCUUCUCUAGACUUCGGUACCUAGAGUCCUUGGAUCUGAGUCAUAACUCUUUGGAAGUCCUUCCAGAGAACUGUUUCUCCAGUUCUCCUCUGGGGGAUAUAGAUUUGAGCAAUAACAAACUUUUGGAUAUAACAAUGGAUGUUUUUGCUCCAAAAGGUCAAGGAAAACCCAUGAAUGUGGAUCUUUCCAAUAACAUGUUGAGCACAAUUACAAGGCACCAUGCAAAGAACAUCCCCAACAUCCAGAAUUUAAAUCUUUCUGGAAACAGGAUAACAUCUGUGCCAAAUCUUCAGGGGCUUCCUCUACGAUAUUUAAAUCUCGACGGGAACCCAUUAGUCAAGGUUGAGAAAGGGGCCUUUACAGGACUGAAAGAUUUGAUUCAUUUAUCUCUUAGCAGCUUGCAUGACUUUAGAGAGUUAUCUCCUUAUAGCUUCAAGGAACUACCAGCCCUCCAAGUUCUGGAUUUAUCCAGCAAUCCCAAUCUGAAGUCAUUGAGUGCUGAAGUUACUUUUGGUCUCAACUCCCUACAAGAGCUUAACCUCUCUGGGACAGGUGUGUCAUCCUUGCCAAAGACUGUGCUGAAAUACCUGCCUUCCAUCAAAAGCAUCACUUUGGGGAAGAACAUACAAUGUCUUAAAACCAUCAGAGAAGGACAGUACCACCGACAAACUGGGGUGACCAAAAAAGAGGUCCUUAUUUGUCAUGACAGCCAUGGGUCUGUAGCAGCAGCGCCUUACGUAUCAUGAUGAAAGCUGGGAAGAAGGGUUUGGAAAAAGAAGGGCUGGGAGGGUGAGGGACCACAGGAAAUGUACAGGUGUCAGACUGAAAUGGUUUGCAGUGUGCCUUUUGUAAAAUUGACAGUAAUUUAUAUAUUUGUACAUGCCAGUACUUGAUGGUUUAUGGAUUUUAUAAACUCUCAAAUCCCGGCCCAUACAUCAUUUUCAGGCUCUGGAUUCCACCCAGUGUAUUGAAGGCUACAUCCAGACUGCUAACUCAAGAAUGAUGUUGCUGGACAACAGGGACCAAGAUGCUCUGCAGGUCCCAGGGCAGAACAGCUGGUCUGGCACAAACCUUCAUGGACCAGUUAUGUUUGCAGGAGCAAAGCUAUGUCUCUCCAGAGGGCACACCAAAACAUAACAGCUCAGUAGCUAUUCGUUUGCAAACCCACGCUUCAUCCUUUUUUUUAAUUAUUAUUCCUCAAGAAGUGCCUUCCGGACGUUGCCUCCAUUAGCAUCACCCUGUUCCUUGUCAUGCACUUUCAGUCUGAAGAAGUAUUUCCAGACUAACCUGAAUACAGGGUGCUCCUAAUGCGCUGAUUUUUACAUGUUAUUUGCAUAGAUGUGCAAUGAACAUUGAGUAAGUGAAGAUUGUUUCCCCUACUUCUUUUCUCUCCAUUUUCACAUUUCAUGGUCUUUUUUGUGUCAAAUUGCUUUAUAUCCAACUGUGGCAUCCUCCUGUGUUUUUAACCUUUAUGAGCCACUGCUCAGAGAGGGUAAGUAGCAAGGGAAGAGAAAUAAAGAGAGAGRAAUCUGCCUACAGCUGACAGCUGACCUGGGAACUGUGAGAACAGCCAUGAAACCGAGUUGCAAAGAGAUCAUGUCACCUAGUUUAAGGGGAAAAAAAGAAAAAAAAAUUAAACUCUCCAUUCUUUCGGGGAAAGCUGGAAGAAUACUUGACAAGGAUUCUUCUCUUGAUGACCUUAUCAAACCAUGGCAGACCCAGAUGACUUUGGAAUAAGCUAUUUUCAUGUUGAUGUUCCCAUCUGAACAGAACAUGUACAAUUCAGCUGGGCUUAUGUGAAGCAAUUUCCAGUGCAGAAAUGCUCUCCAGAUCGUGCCAGGGGAAGAAUUAACACUAACACCUGCAACUCUUGAGAUACUUGCCUAUCAGGGGAAGGAUCUUGGGGGAUCUUUUUUCUCAGAGUUGUGGUUUUUCUCUCUCUCACACAACUACUUGGCUGCCAAAAGGAAUCUGAUGACAAGUCUGGUCCUCAGAGUUCUCCUUACUUUUCUCCACAUUGAAAUGCUGGCAAAGUAAAGGAUAGUCCCUCUCAUUCUCCAUUCUCUCCAGGUCUGGAGAAAGCAAUGGAAGCAGCAGGACAUAACUCAACCCAGUGGCUUUUGACCUGCAGCUCCUGCAGUGCAUGUAGAUGUCCAGUCCAAAUCUGGCACACCAUCCUGGGGAUGGGAAGGGAGGUUGUAGGUGUGGAUCCUGGUCGGAUG